Molecule: messenger RNA, 2390 nt
Organism: Diachasma alloeum
Lineage: Eukaryota; Metazoa; Arthropoda; Insecta; Hymenoptera; Braconidae
Exons: 3
Coding region: 1-2349 (782 amino acids)
Biological process (GO): protein localization to ciliary transition zone; non-motile cilium assembly
Cellular component (GO): ciliary transition zone
Source: RefSeq, a predicted model, not a curated record
AUGUCAAGGCACAUAGAUUUCAUCGCGGGUCCCUCCCCGCGCCUCCACAGGAAGAAACCCAAGAAACUGACCCUGUGUUACGCGCAUCCGAGACUCGAAACGCCGGCCGACGAGUCAGUAAUCCAGAAAGUCCGCGCCAAGUCUCGACCAUCCCCCGAGGAUGACAAACCCUCAGAGGAUGGCCUCUACGUGUCACCAACGGGUCCGUUAACCCACAGUGCAGUGAAGCCCUACCAACUGGGUCACCAACGAGCCAUGGACACCCAGAGGGUCCCCCAGAUCCCCCAGAAACUCCUGGAGAUCGGCAUCCGCGAGGUGACGAUCACCUCGGCAUCUCAAUUAAAACCCUUGGAAAUAAAUUCGGUAUCAGUUCUAUUCCAGGAUAAAGUGAUAUGUAAAAUAGUGAGUCCCUUCAAUCGUAAGUUGUACAAAUUACUGGUGAAUAACUCCUCAGAGUCCAGCAAUUUAUCGCUGCGAGUGCAGUCCCGCGACGGCUGCUGCAGUGAUUUACCCUUUCCCCUGCCGACGCGAUGCGUCAGAGAUAAAAAAUUGGAGAUUGAUUUCUCGAUCACCGAUCAUUCGGGCGUCUCGCACUCCGGAACGGUGAUGUACACGAUGUCUCUGUCAACCCAGGGGAGCCCUGAGCCCUCGGAACCACAGAUACUCUCUUACAAACCCACGAAUGACCCGAACGACCCACAGAACUGUCUCUCUCUCCGGAAAGCUCGGAGAAACGUCCGGAAAAAGCACGUGGGGUACUUCACCCUGGAGGAGCCGGCGCUGACCCUCCAGACUGAGGAAAUAGAGUCACUGAAACCGAAGAAGAAGGAGAGAGAGAAGCUCCCGGACCUGGUGAUCCUGGAGCAGCCGGUGUUCUCGUUCAUGUCCCUCUGGGAUAUUUCCUUCGGGAACUGGCUGCAGGCCAGGAGACCCCUCAGGCCCUCGUCAGGCACGUCAGGCCCGAAAUUCCGGGGGGGAAGGGACGAGGUCCUCACGAUAACUGUGUUAAGGGGCGUGGAGGUGCCUGUUCGUGAAGAGUCAGCCCUAGUGCAGCCAAUCGUGCAGAUCCAAUGGGGCGAGUUGAGACAGACGACGUCGGCCUCCGAGGGAGCAGCCCCGGUCUGGCAGCAGACGAUGCACUUCGGGAUACCGUCAAGAGGGCGGAAUUCCAGCAUAAAAUUGUCUCUUUACGACCAGCACCCCGUGUGGGGCCUCCAGUGGCUUGGGGAAGCCCUCAUUCCCCUGGAGUCCCCCAGGAAUUACCAGGAAGUCGAGAAGUGGAUCGGUUUGUCGGCCCUGAGCAGUCCAGUCGUCCGCCUGGGGUACGUCCAGGCGAGUCCAGUCCGCUCGUACACUAGGAUCUACAUUCUGAUGAGGAUGGAGAGACAUACGAGUGGAGAGACCUCGGAGAUGAGCUCCCUGGACAAUUUAUCGAGAGCCCUUCAACGGUGUCUAGUGAUCCCCUACAAAAUUCCGGGGACCGAGACCCCCGAAGAUGCCGCGAGACUCGCGAUGCUGCUGACUCCGUUGCCCUCGCAGUACGGGCCACUGACACCCAGACAAGCCUUGAAACUCAAUAAGAUCGAUCACUUUGGACGGGCCGCGUUGUUAGCCACUCUCCUUCGGGGCUUGGGGCUCGAGGUUUACGUUUUGAUCGCCAGCUCUCAGGCGAGAAACUGGGCGGCUUUUGUCGUUUCGAUUAAUGAAAAACGGGAGAAUGUCCUGUGGGAUCCUGAGAACGGCGAUCAGUAUAAUUUUGGGGACUCUAGGUGCUCGAUUAUCAAGGCUUUGAGACUGAUUAAUCAUCAGAAUGUCUGGAAAAACCUCCAGAAAACCACAAGCAUAUCAAACGUGAAAUUCAACCCGAAAACCCCAAAAGACUGGCAGCCGUGUGGCAGCUCUUCCACAGCGGCACUGCACGAGCCGCAAAUCCUCGAGACAGAAGGUGCAAUGAGAGACGCCGACGAGGAUAAAGAUGCGCACCUGGAGAUAGAGGCCCACUUGAAAGAUAGACUAUCGCAGUGGCGGAGUGGAAUGGGCCUCACAACGGUCUUCAACCGCCACGCAAUAUCUCUCCUCCGAGGAUUCCUGAUGAAAUUAUCCAGCCGCGGCGAUGGACAGCUCGAAAAAAAGGACCUGAGACAGCUGUAUCGCGCCUAUCACCUUCACGGCUUCGUGCUGAACCUCCGCUGGUCUCCGAUGGACGAAUUAUUAGAAUUAUUCGCCUCCACACGUAUCCAGGAGGUCACUGGACCGGUGGAAUUCGCUCUAGUUUGCCACUUGCAGCGUUAUGUCGGCAAAACUUCGUCACUUUGGUUGGCUGUCGUAAUAUUGAGAAACCGAGACUGAUGACAAGAAAAUUAUUCAACAAUUACGUACAGUCGACAACU